Molecule: messenger RNA, 645 nt
Organism: Hibiscus syriacus
Lineage: Eukaryota; Viridiplantae; Streptophyta; Magnoliopsida; Malvales; Malvaceae
Product: CASP-like protein 3A2
Exons: 3
Coding region: 1-645 (214 amino acids)
Source: RefSeq, a predicted model, not a curated record
AUGAGCGGCCACAAAACGCUGCCACCACCACCAUCCACUCCGAGGCAGUGUGGGCGGCAAGGUGAAUCCCGAGAGGAAUUGGGGUUAGGGUCCAAGACUGUAGGAGCUGGAACUUUGACGAAUGUGGUGGUGCUGAUACUCAGGCUGCUGUGCAUGGCUACUUCGGUGACAGCCAUGUCGUUCAUGGUCACCGCUCGUCAGGUUAGCGUUGUUUCCUUCUAUGGGUUCCAGCUCCAGCUCCACUCUGAAUGGUCUUUCUCUUACUCCUUCGAAUAUGUUGUUGGAGUUACAACCACUGCAACAGCUUACUCUUUGCUCCAAUUACUCAUUGCCACUUCAAGGCUGCUUGUGAAGAAAUCCCCUCUGAUUCCCUCAAGAAACCAAGCUUGGCUUGUUUUUGCCGGAGAUCAGAUAUUAGCUUAUGCAAUGAUAAGUGCGGGAUCAGCCGCGUCGGGUGUAACCAAUCUGAAUCGAACCGGAAUUCGACACACCGUGUUGCCCAAUUUUUGCAAGUCGUUGGAUAGCUUCUGCGAUCAUGUCACGGUCUCGAUAGCCUUCACGUUCUUCGGCUGCGUGCUGUACGCAGCUGCCGCGGUUCAGGAUGUAAUGUGGCUCGCAACCAUUGAAACUACUUCAUCAUCUUGA